AUGUCUGGAGCUUCCCAUCCCACGGUCCCCGACGUCUACGGACCGGGCAGCCAUACCGACACCAAAUUCACCCCUGUUCCUGAGGACACGCAGAGAAUCUUCAACCACCUCGUUUCUCAGACUCCCGGAUUCACCCAGGACCCGGAGCUGCUCGCGAAGGUCAAGUUCGUCGGCGAUGACUAUCCCGUCCUCCCCGGCCCCAUCAAGGCCGUCUCUGUCGCAGCGGCACUGCACGCCAUGAGCGGCGUCCUUGGCGACGAGAUCCUGGCCCUGAGGGGCGCGCCGUCCAAGGAGCGCCAGAUCACCGUGGACACGACGCACACGGCCUUCUGGUUCGCGGCCAUUGCGACGUGCUUCCUCGACGGCGAGGACGUGGUGUCGCUGGUCAAGGGCAAGAAGCUGCGGGGCGUGGUGCCCGACUUCGAGCAGGGCUGGAUCGACACGCCGAUGAAGUACAGGUCGACGGCCAUCUACCCGACCAAGGAGAAGGGCACGUGGUACUCGUUCCACGGCUCGCUGGCGGCCAUCCCGCUGCUCAAGACGCUCGGCAUCGACCCGGCCGCGGACUGCAAGACGCCGGCGGAGGCGUGGCAGCACAUUGCGCAAACGCUGCGCACCAAGACGCCGGCGGAGCUCGAGUUCAACAACCUGUGCCACGGCUUCUGCGGCAGCCUCUGCUUCACGCCCGAGCAGUGGAACAACAGCGAGAUGGGCAAGUCGCUCGCGCGGCACCCGGUGGUCAACGUCCGGCGGCAGACGCAGGCGGCGCCCACGGCCCCGGUCGCCUUCCCGCCGCUCGACCCGGCGGACCGGCGGCCGCUGGCGGGGGUGCGGGUGGUGGAGAUGACGCGCAUCAUCGCGGGCCCGCAGAUCGGGGCGGUGCUCAGCUCGUACGGGGCGGACGUGGUGCGCAUCAACCCGCCGCACCUGAUCGACGUCAACGUGCUGCAGCUGACGCUCAACGCGGGCAAGCGCACCAUCGGGCUCGACCUGCGCAAGGACGAGGACGCGGCGUACCUGCGGGGGCUCCUGGGCGAGGCCGACGUCUUCGUGCAGGGCUUCCGCCAGAGCCGGCUCGAGAAAUGGGGGCUGGGGCUCAACGCCAUGCUCGAGACGGCGGCCCGGCGCAACAAGGGCGUCGUGUACGUGUCGGAGAACUGCUACGGGCCCGACGGCUACUACGCCGAGCGCCCCGGCUGGCAGCAGAUCGCCGACGCCGCGGCGGGCUCGGCCUACGUGACGGGCCGCGCGCUGGGCCUGCCCGACGGCGAGUGCGUCCUGCCGAGCCUGCCCGUCUCCGACAUGACGACCGGCAUCAUCGGCGCCGUCGGCGCCAUGCAGGCGCUGCGCGACCGCGCCGUCAAGGGCGGCAGCUACUACGUCCACGCUGCCCUCACCGCCGUCAACACCUUCGCCCUGACGCCCGAGGUCGGCCUGUAUCGGCCGGAGACGGUGAAGCAGUGUGCGGCGCGCUUCCAGUGGGGCCCCAUGCACGCGUCCGACCACGUCUUUGACCUGCUGUUCACCGUGUGGGACGGCUGGACCCGCGUCUUCGCCGACCGGCUGCGCGAGGACAACGAGGACUUGUUCAAGCGGUUCGACGCGUCUGCGUUUGCGGGCCGUCGUCUCGCGUUGCUCAAGCCCGUGGUCAGAUUUGAGAAUGACGAGGCGUCUGCUCCCGAGUGGCGGACCCCUAGCGUGCCGUACUGUCUGGAGGACAAGGCGCAGGUUGCGUUCAGGUAA
Diplodia corticola is the source of this 1743-nucleotide messenger RNA. RefSeq lists its product as uncharacterized. Bases 1 to 1743 code for a protein of 580 amino acids. Gene Ontology annotation, molecular function: catalytic activity. NCBI's taxonomy places the organism in Eukaryota, Fungi, Ascomycota, Dothideomycetes, Botryosphaeriales, Botryosphaeriaceae. The transcript has a single exon. The record is from RefSeq and is a predicted model, not a curated record.